AUGCGACUCUCUGUAUCUUCUCCCGCCGUACGCGACGUUUCUCGGCUUUGUGUCCGGUGUCAACUCCGAGCUCGCCGAGCUUCAACUCUUGUACCAUUGCAUCGACCAGCUGUCUCAACGCCGCCUACACGACAUCAUUUAGCUCUCGCAGCGGCGUUUCGGGGCCCAGCUGCGAACAGAGACCAUACCCGCGGUGUAUCUAGUGCCGCGCAGCCCGAGCAAGAACCAGCCUCGUCCAGUGCAUCAUCGUCGACACACUAUGACUUGUUCCCCGAGACGCUUCCCGAUGGCCCUCCUCCAGCAGGACACUUUCCUAUCGACACUCGCGCUUUGCGCCGAGAGUUUCUCCGCCUUCAAGCUCGGGCUCAUCCGGACAUGCAUCCUGCUCAGGACAAAGCUCGUGCCGAGGCCAUGUCAGCACGCAUAAAUGAGGCUUAUAAGACGCUUUCUAACCCUCUUCUUCGAGCACAAUAUCUACUCUCUCUUCGAGGCGUCGACGUCGCCAACGAUGAGACCCUCAAGGUAGAAGAGCCAGAACUAUUAAUGCUUGUGCUUGAGGCACGCGAGGAGAUUGAGGAUGUCGAACACGAAGAGGAUCUGGACGAACCUCGUGCCGCGAACGAUGCACGGAUUGCGGAGAGCGAACAGGUGCUCGAGCGCGCGUUUCAGCAUGAUGAUAUCGAGGCUGCGAAACAUGAGGCUGUGCGUCUGCGCUAUUGGGUCAAUAUCAAGGAAAGUUUGGAUAACUGGGAGAGGGGCCGUCAUGUUGUGCUACAGCAUUAA
Messenger RNA from Fusarium musae, 783 nucleotides. RefSeq lists its product as uncharacterized. The transcript has a single exon. NCBI's taxonomy places the organism in Eukaryota, Fungi, Ascomycota, Sordariomycetes, Hypocreales, Nectriaceae. The record is from RefSeq and is a predicted model, not a curated record. Bases 1 to 783 code for a protein of 260 amino acids. Gene Ontology annotation, cellular component: mitochondrion. Gene Ontology annotation, biological process: protein complex oligomerization; [2Fe-2S] cluster assembly. Gene Ontology annotation, molecular function: protein-folding chaperone binding; ATPase activator activity.